GGCGGCCCCGCACCGGCUGCUGUGCCGGGCCCCGCGCCGGCUUCCAGGCUCCUCUCACGGCGUUGCUGUAGGCGCUGUGGUGCCUUCGGAGGUACAAAGAACAGCAAACCGGCCCUUGGAAGUCACAGUUCACCCCGGCCGUUAGGCGCGCUAGAGCGGGGUGAACCAUUUCCCCGGGCACAGGACUCCGGACUCCCAGGCGUGCAUUUCUUGGGGAGAUAAUCCAUAAGGAGCAACCUUGAAGAGACUAUUAUGGCCCUUGCUGCUCUGCAUUUUUUACUGAAGACCCCAAGUGCUGCGUCCCUGCGGGCUCCCCUGAGAAGAUCUCUCCAGCUGUGCAGCCGGUGCUACCCACGUCAUGCCUCUUUGAGUUAUGAAGCCAUAAAACAACAGUACAGACCAGAGGUGCCAGAGUACUUCAACUUUGCAAGAGACGUGCUGGACAGGUGGACUGAGGCAGAAAAGGAGGGAAAAAAGUCUAAAAACCCUGCAUUGUGGUGGGUAGAUGGUGCUGGAGAAGAGGUGAGGUGGAGCUUUGAGGAGCUGGGAGUGCUGUCCAGGAAAGUGGCAAAUGUUCUCUCUGAUGCCUGCAGCCUGCAACAGGGAGACAGAAUUAUUCUGAUUCUGCCCCGGGUCCCGGAGUGGUGGCUGGUGAAUGUGGCUUGCAUGAGAACAGGAACUGUUUUGAUUCCUGGCACGCAGCAAUUGACAGCAAAGGACAUUCUUCAUCGACUCCAGAAAUCCAAGGCCAAGUGUAUUGUCACUGAUGAUUCUGUGGCACCAGCUGUAGACUCAGUUGAGGCUCAAUGCCAGUCUCUGAAAUUCAAGUUGCUUGUGUCAGAGGGCCACAGAGAAGGAUGGCUGAACUUUAAAGAUCUCCUGAAAAAUGCUCCUUCUGAUCACCACUGUGUCACCACAAAGUGUCAAGAUCCAAUGGCCAUCUAUUUUACCAGUGGGACUACAGGAUCUCCAAAAAUGACUGAGCAUUCCCACAGCAGCUAUGGUAUUGGCCUUACAGUAAGUGGAAGGUAUUGGCUGGACUUGACUUCCUCAGAUGUAUUUUGGAAUACAUCAGACACAGGCUGGGCAAAGUCAGCUUGGAGCAGCAUUUUUUCACCAUGGAUUCAAGGGGCGUGUGCAUUUGUACAUAAGAUGCCACAGUUUGACCCAAGCAUUGUCUUCCAGACUCUGUCAAGAUUUCCCAUAACCGUCUUCUGUUCUCCUCCAACUGCUUAUCGAAUGUUUGUGCAACAUAAACUGUCCAGCUACACCUUCAAAAGCCUGCGGCACUGUGUGAGUGCUGGGGAGCCCAUCAACCCUGAUGUGAUGGAAGAAUGGAAAGCACAGACUGGGCUGGAUAUUCAUGAAGGCUAUGGACAGACAGAAACAGUGCUGAUCUGUGGAAAUUUUAAGGGAAUGAAAAUCAAACCUGGCUCUAUGGGAAAGCCAUCUCCAGGGUAUGAUGUCAAGAUUAUAGAUGAAAACAGUAAUAUUCUGCCUCCUGGAAAGGAAGGAGAUAUUGCCAUCAGAGUAAAACCUACAAGAUCACUUUUCCUUUUCACUUGCUAUGCUGAUGAUCCAGAGAAAACAGAGGCAACAACACGUGGGGACUUCUAUGUCACUGGAGACAGGGGGAUUAUGGAUGAGGAUGGAUACUUCUGGUUUGUUGGAAGAGCUGAUGAUGUCAUUAAUUCUGCUGGAUACCGCAUUGGACCAUUUGAAGUAGAAAGUGCCCUAGUGGAGCAUCCUGCAGUGGUAGAGUCAGCAGUUGUCAGCAGCCCAGACCCCAUCAGAGGAGAGGUAGUGAAAGCCUUUGUUGUGUUAAAAUCUGACUAUGCUUCACAUGACCCAAAAGAAUUGAAGAAAGAGCUACAAGAUCAUGUUAAGAAAGUAACUGCUCCAUACAAGUAUCCUAGGAAGAUGGAGUUUGUUAAACAGUUGCCAAAAACUGUUAGUGGGAAGAUCAGAAGGAAUGAACUGCGCCAGAAGGAGUGGAAAAAAGAUUAGAAGAGUUUGUUGCCUUUUUAUAGGAUUUUUUACAAAGUAAGAUAUUGCAGAUUUACACAGUAAGUAAGAGACAUGCUGUGUCCUUCUUAGUUUAGUUUAGGUUUGCAUAAAUUCUUACUUGAUUUCCAGCAUUUGGCUGUCCCAAGUGCUACACUAAUAGCACAAAAGCAGGCAGAUUGAUAAAAAUGAAAUGGGAAACCUACAUAGUCAAGAGCACAACUGGAAAUUUGUGUUAAAUAAAGUGUACUAAAUUUAA
Messenger RNA from Apus apus (common swift), 2263 nucleotides. Its product is annotated as acyl-coenzyme A synthetase ACSM3, mitochondrial-like. Gene Ontology annotation, biological process: acyl-CoA metabolic process; fatty acid biosynthetic process. The transcript is spliced from 14 exons. Gene Ontology annotation, cellular component: mitochondrial matrix. The record is from RefSeq and is a predicted model, not a curated record. Lineage: Eukaryota; Metazoa; Chordata; Aves; Apodiformes; Apodidae. The coding region runs from base 253 to 2007 and encodes 584 amino acids. Gene Ontology annotation, molecular function: fatty-acyl-CoA synthase activity; fatty acid ligase activity.